Messenger RNA from Orussus abietinus, 5266 nucleotides. RefSeq names its product beta-1,4-glucuronyltransferase 1. Lineage: Eukaryota; Metazoa; Arthropoda; Insecta; Hymenoptera; Orussidae. Bases 395 to 1951 code for a protein of 518 amino acids. The record is from RefSeq and is a predicted model, not a curated record. The transcript is spliced from 6 exons.
CUCGACUUCCUUGCGGAGUCUCAGGAGAUGGCACUCCUCCCCGAAGGACUCGCUUCUCCAGGAAAAGGGGAUGACUAAUUAAAGUAAUUGCACCGCUAUCGAUCGAGUCGCGGGAACCGAUAGCGAGCCAGGAAUUAUCAGAUACCCGAAAGAGGGCCAACAUUUCGGGCAGACUCUUAUCGCUUAUCCGUCAGUACCGAUAUCAGUAAACUUUAGUCAUCUCGGGCGAUUUACUGGCGAAAACUCGACGAAGCUCGACGUCCAACGAAGACCCCGGGAGAGAUGAUCGUGUGGUGAGGUCGGAGCCCCAGGAUCAGCGGCACGGUCCUCGCCUUGGAGGACCUCGGGCUAGGAAGCGGGGAAAUCGGAGCGGAGGACCCGCGACCGGGCGAGCAUGAUCGGCAUCGCGCGCCGCAACUGGGCGCUGCGCCUCUCGGUGGUCCUCAACGUCUGCGUGCUGCUCUACGUGUGCGCGCACUUCGGUAGCUCGGGGCCCUGGAUCGAAGAGCAGCCAACCAACUGGGCGGCGCCCCUGGCCGAGGCCUUCGGAGCCUCCGAGGGCAUCAACGGGACCCGGGAGAGCCCGUCGGCGGCCUCGUCGCUCCCCUCCUCGCAAGCCUCCGUGCCGGGGAAGUCCACCAAGGAGGCGAAGGAGGCCAGGCCGGUGCAAGCGACCUCCACCGGGAACGGCUCCAAGGUCGGCGCCACGGUGCCGAACCCCAGGGCCAGGCUCUCUCCGGUGACCCUCGCGGAGGCGCCGAAGGAGAGGCUCGACGCUCACGAGCCGCAGACGGAGAACUUGACCUCGGCCCAGGAGAAACAGCCGCCGCUGAGUCUGAGAGAGGCGGUCGCUUGCAACGACAAGUCCGUGGAGCCGCGCAUGGCCCAGCGAGGGGACUACUGGGUGCUCUACAACUACGUGCCGAUGAGCAUGUCGGUGAGAUGCUGGGAGAGCGUCACGUACACUACGCACGCCGACUACACCUUCCUCGACAACCUCGAGCCGCUUCUGGAGCGGUGGCGAGCCCCGGUCUCGAUCGCCAUCCACGCCCCCGGGACCGAUUUCCAGGCCAGCAUCGACGUAAUCUCCUACCUGAGGACCUGCGGGAACCCCCUGGUCUCUCAGCUGGUCACCUUCCACCUGUACUUCAGUAGCAAGCACGUGCCAAAAUCGGUUCCCUCGACGGAGAAGAUCCUCGCCGAGACGUACAACUGCUCGCGGCCUGCCCCGUGGGUCAACGUGACGACCCCGAAGAUGUACAAGAGCGAGAAGAAGCUCCUCUACCCCGUGAACGUCGGUCGCAACAUCGCCAGGGAGUCGGCCCCCACGAGAUACGUCCUGGCGAGCGACAUCGAGCUCUACCCGAGCCCGGACCUCCCGCCGAAGUUCCUGGAGAUGAUCAGAAGGAGGGACCACCCGGCCUUCUACAGGCCGAAUCCCAAAGUGUUCGUUCUGCCGAUCUUCGAGGUCAACGAGAAGAGCCGGCCACCCCGUAACAAGACGCGGCUGGUACAGAUGCUGAAGGCGGGGACGGCCAUCCCGUUCCACAAGAAGCUCUGCCCCGGAUGCCAUAACGUGCCGCGGGAAAAAGAGUGGCAAGAAGCUCCCGAGACGGAGGGUCUGCACGUCUUCCACGUGGGUAAACGAACCGGGCCCUUCUUCCACUGGGAGCCGAUAUUCAUCGGGACCAACGACGAGCCCCUUUACGACGAGAGGCUCAGCUGGGAGGGCAUGAGCGACAAGAUGAUGCAGGGUUACGCUCUCUGCGUGCUCGACUACGACUUUCUCAUCCUGGACAACGCCUAUCUGGUCCACCGACCCGGAAUAAAGGUCUACAAGAAGGACCCCUACCGAAACAUGCUGACGGCCAAGACGAACGCCCUGAUCAAGAAGAUCAUCGUGCCGGAGCUCAAGAUCCUCUACGGGUCCAGGAAGGGGUGCACGGUGUAGCCCAACGGGAUCCGGGCAAUUCGCGCCUAAUCUCGGUGCCCGGUUCGUCUCUUGCGAGCUCCCUUGCGAAAGCCGCCUUGAUCGCGACCCUCGCGACGACUCCGAAGGACCGACCGGGCACGUCGUCGUCCUCGAUCGCCGAGAGCUGCCGGGAGAUAAUUAAGGUGGUACGAAAGGGGUCCCUAUAUACAUCAAGACGUGAAAAUAUUUAUUCUGGGUGCACCGGAUAAUUAAAAGCCUCGACACGUGAUUAUGCAGGUCCUAACGAAGGUCUUGAAACUCAGGGGAUUUCAUCUUUGUUCAAAAGAAGAAUAUCCCUUUUUUGGUUCAUAUCCGGGGAAGAUACAUUUUUUUUUUAUUCGAAAAACGACAUUUUUAGAGUUUCAAGACCUUCAGUGGGACCACUGUAAUGAAGUGUUAAUGGUUUUAAUUAUUCGGUGCAUCCUGUUUGGAGAAAAGUUAUCCAUUUUCACGCUUUGGUACAUAUGUAGGACGACUCGAUGAUAGUAUCAUCGUCGAAUAUCUUUCGCGAUGACACGGAAGUUGCGCACCAAGUGUCGCGAGAACUUUUGAUAAAGCGAAACGGAUCGUCGUCCGAAAGUUCCUAUUUGCGACGACACGCGACGUAUCAUUCCGGGGAUUAACGAUGCGAGGGCGUUCGUCCAUUUCCUCGGUUUCGUUCCAAGACGUGGGCGGUUCGUUUAACGAGCAAGACUAAUUAGAUUCCAAGUGAGGUCCUAUCGCCGAUUAGUGAUGCUCGACACCGCGUGGCGGCUCAUCGGCCAAGCGAAUUCGGCCGGUGAGAAAAGCGUCGAUAAAAGUUCUCUAAACCUCGCGAAACAGUGAGCAGUUAAAGUGAUAAAAGCCGACGGUCAUUAAGGUGAUAUGAAAGGGCCAUUCCGUAUACAUGAAAACCUGAAAAUACUAAUAAAGUAUAUCCAAACCGGGUGCGCCGAAUAAUUUGAAACUAACACGUGAUUAUGUAGGUCCUAAGGACCAUCUCAAAACUGGCGAAAUUUCAUUUUUCGCCGAAAAAAAGAAAGAAUGUAUUUACGACCCGGAGAAGAGCCAAAGGAAGAGAUUUUUUUUUUUCUUUUCGAAAAAUGAAAUUUCCCGAGUUUCAAGACCUUCUUUAGGACUUCUGUGAUCUUGUCUUAAAGUUUAAAAUUAUCCGGUGCGCUCAGGUUGGCGAAAAGUUUAAUAAACGGUUAAUUUCUCAGAUGCCACUUUCACGUCCCCUUAAGAAGCGCAUCCGUUCGUCGAAAGUGCAAUGGGGGAAGUGCAUCAAAAUGAGACAAUGGUGAGCGAGUGGCCGCACCGGAAAACGUCGAAAGUCAAGUGACGAACUUUAGCAAAAGAGAGAAACCCGUUCCUAAUUCUUUACUACGCCGAAAGAAAAGAAAAAAAAAAAAGAAGAAGAAAAUCUCCCAGCGCUUCGAUUCGGCGCGACGCCACGGAGGAUGCGUUUACGGUGCAUUGUACAGGAACGUAAGUCAGUGAUAUAAUUUUAUUUCAAAGUUAGCCGUAGGGUUCAGCCAGUAACGGAAUGUCGGCCUCUUCCGCGUCGCCCCGGAUCGAGCGAAGGUUAUUUUUAUCGGUGGGUCUGGAGAUAAACCGGAAGCCGUUCCGUUAACACCGCCAGAAUACUUUGCGAACCUUCUAGGCAGAGGAAUAAGUACCCGGCGUUUUGAUAACCUCAGGCUACGUUAAAAACCUCGAUAACAUAUUCCUCGACCUUCCGUUUCCUACUAAGAGUCUGAAAGUCCGAUCCUACCAGGGUCCCGAUUAACGUCGACCGACUGAAACGCGCGUUAUUCCGCGGGGUGAAGUACGCCUCCACUAUCCCGGAGAAGAGUGAACAAUACUUAAGUGUCAUUGAAUUAAAUAACGUUCUCGUGCAAUUAGGACUUCACUCUUAGACACCGUACAGCCUACGUGACCCUACCAGCAAAUUAUAACCGACGUUGCAUCGAGUCGCGGAAAAGUGCAUUUUCCAGUUCAACCAAAAGAGAAGGACGUUGAUAUAGUGUACAUAGAACGUAUACAUAGGGAGCGUAUAUACAAGUUCUGUCGAGAGCGACAAGGCGCGGCGGUGUUUUACACGGAUUAUAUAUAUAUAUAAAAAAUAUAUAUAUAAGUAUAAAUAUAAAUACAUAAAUAGAUGUAAGUCACGCGUACACGUAAGGUGGAGACUCUAAGCUCUCGUUUCCGACCUCUUGCAGUUACUUUUUACCGGGACUGGGCGUGUUGCAUUUAAUGAGUGCCGUUGCGAGAGAUUUGGCACGCGUUAAUUAUUCCAAAAUUUCGAGGAAAUUCCUCAUUACGGAUACGGCGAUCAUUGUCGGGUUUCAUUAUUGCUAGUGCGUGCCACUUGUUGUCACGAGUAUUCAUUAAAUGGAGACGUGCCGGUUUCUGCCUUGUGCGUCCCGCAGGUGCGUGUACAUGAAUGCAUUUUCCUUCGUAUCGUUUGACUACUGAUUAAGUUUAUACUUUCUACGACACUACAGCGGCCGGUUCAGGGCAACUUUCCAGUCAUAGAUAUUACUCUCGAUUUCGUAGGCUAUUUACCAGUGUCCGGUUUCGUUUUGUCACACCUAAGUAAGUUUUGCGUUAGAACUUCUCUACGGUACCUUCGGUACCCACCGACAUUCAAUACCGUACUGUACCAUACCCACUGUACCUAUCGAAGAGCCCGUGCGACUGGUGAUCAGUGACUUUGUACACAAUGCAUUGAUAUUGACAUAACGUGUGCCUUAUUCGCCCUCUUGUCCGUAAAGUUACAUUAGGAGGGUCAUCUUUCCUUUUCCCGUUUCCGUUAAUGCGUACACGACGUGAACGUGCGCAAAUUCACGCGUUAUAUCCCUAUGUACGGAUGUAUUUUCCACGUACGAAAAAAAAUUCAUUUCCCGGAAAACUUCAAUUCUUUGCCGUGUAGACCCUCUGUAAACAAUUGGAAGAUAAAUACAAAAUCCCCCGGGAGCUCCGUAACUAGGUGGAGUUACGAUCAUGCUCGAGCAACGCUUAUGGGUGUGCACGUCGUAAACCGAGGAGGAUAACACAUGCGAGGGUAUUAAAAAACAAUUACGAGUCAUUACUUAAAAUGGGCUAGGGUGGAAGCGUCGCGUUUUUUCAAUAAACCUUGUACAUAGUACGAGUCAAGAUUAGCAUGUACUCGUAGUCACGAGGCAUAGCAUUUUUCACGUAUACAUACACCCUCUGUACUCGUUGUAUACCUACUCGUGUGCGCCAACAAGCAAGGUCCCACUGUAUCGUUCGCGUAUCCGACAUUCAGGCGAAUAAAAAUGAAUUUCAAGA